Molecule: messenger RNA, 954 nt
Organism: Fomitiporia mediterranea MF3/22
Lineage: Eukaryota; Fungi; Basidiomycota; Agaricomycetes; Hymenochaetales; Hymenochaetaceae
Product: NAD-binding protein
Exons: 6
Coding region: 1-954 (317 amino acids)
Source: RefSeq, a predicted model, not a curated record
AUGGGGUUUGAUCUUGCAAAGGCUCUGGCUGGGGUUAAUUUGAGUAACAAGACUAUUUUAGUUACGGGAUCAACAUCAGGCAUCGGCUUCGCCACUGCCCAAAUCCUAGUACAAAGAGGCGCCAAAGUUUACCUUGGAGCGCGAAAUGCAGAGAAGGCAGCAUCGUGUAUCGAGCGGAUUGAAGACUCUUUGGCUUUGGCAAAAUCUUCAUCUCCUGCAAAAGACGGAGAGACAAAAGGACAGGCAAUAUUCCACCAAGUUAAUCUGGAUGAUCCGAAAGAGGCAAGGGAAUCGGCAGGAGCGUUCUUGCAGAAGGAAGAGAGAUUGGAUGUCCUUAGUAAGUCCUUUAAUGAACCGUCACUCAUUUGUCAUGAAGCUGAUAUUUACUUCUCUACACUCAUCUUUACAGAGUCACUCCUUCCCCUCUUGAAGAAGACCGCAGAACAACCAGGAUCCGAUGUACGCAUUGUUAAUGUGUCUUCUGACGGACACCGGAUGCUUCCGAACGGCCUUCACUUCAAGUCCAAAGACGACUUCAACGUUAAUUACGGUAACAGUUUCAUGCAAUCAAUGAAGCGAUACAGCGUCUCAAAGUUGAUAGAGAUCCUUUGGACAAGAGAGUUACAGCGCCGCUUAACGGAAGAGGGUACCAAUAUAAUUGUCUUGGCCGUACAUCCAGGAAGCGUGCAUACUGUAACCCGCUUCAAAUGGCCUAUAUCCACUCUACUCCUCACCCUCGUCCGACUCACCUUCAUGAACGUCCGUGACGGAGCAGGGACGCUCAUCAUUGCUGCCGUCUCUCCUAAAGUACGAGCAGAGUCGGAAAAGUACAAGGGCAGAUACCUCACGCCGAUUGGUAAAUUGACGAAACCUUCGAAACAGGCGCAGAAUAAUGAGCUUGCGGCUGAGUUGGUGAAGACGACUGUGGAGCUAAGGAAGGAGUGGGGAUUGUGA